Messenger RNA from Papaver somniferum (opium poppy), 3552 nucleotides. RefSeq names its product importin beta-like SAD2 homolog. Gene Ontology annotation, molecular function: small GTPase binding. Bases 68 to 3310 code for a protein of 1080 amino acids. Gene Ontology annotation, biological process: protein import into nucleus. Gene Ontology annotation, cellular component: nuclear envelope; cytosol. The transcript is spliced from 21 exons. NCBI's taxonomy places the organism in Eukaryota, Viridiplantae, Streptophyta, Magnoliopsida, Ranunculales, Papaveraceae. The record is from RefSeq and is a predicted model, not a curated record.
UUUUCCCGCCCAAUCUCUUCUCUCCGAUUUAUUUUCUCUCACUUCACUCCAGAAACUCAACUAAAAAAUGGGAACCCUAAUUUCCCAAAUCAGUCAACUACUAGAUCAAACUCUAAGUCCAGAUAAUUCAGUAAUAUCUUCUGCAACCGAAACCCUAGAUCAUCUUUCCCUUCUUCCUGAAUUUCCUUAUGCUUUAAUCGCAAUUACUACUGGAGGUGAAAGUCAAGGGCAGAAAAUAGCUGCCGCAACUUACUUAAAGAACUUUACCAAACGACAUAUUGAUUCAUCAAAAACCAGUGUUGACUUUAGAAAUCGGUUUGUUCAAGCUUUACUUCAAUCUGAACCAGCUGUAUUGAAAAUCUUAGUUGAAGCUUUUCGCCUUAUAGUUGUGAAUGAGUUUAUUAAGGAGAAUUCAUGGCCUGAACUUGUACCUGAAUUGCGAUCGGUUAUACAAAAUAGUAAUCUCGUUAAUGAAGGUGGAAAUUCACAGUGGAGUACUAUCAAUGCUCUUACUGUUCUUCAAGCUAUUAUUAGACCGUUUCAGUAUUUCUUAAACCCCACAAUUCCAAAGGAGCCGGUACCACAGCAGCUACAGCUUAUAGCAAAGGAAAUUCUCGUGCCUUUGCUUGCAUUAUUCCACCAUCUUGUGGAAAAGGCUUUGUCAGCACCUGGCGGACUAGAAAUGGAAAUUGAAAGAGUCCUUUUCAUAAUAUGCAAGUGCAUUUAUUUCUCUGUGAGGUCAUAUAUGCCAGUGGAUUUGCUUCCUCUUUUGCCUUCUUUUUGUCUGGAUAUAUUUCGGAUUCUGGAUUCCUUUAGCUUUGAUGGUACUAGCUUAGACGAUUGUUACUUGCUAAGACUGAAGACUGGAAAGAGAAGCUUGCAAAUCCUGUGUGCUUUAAUCACCCGACAUCGGAAGCACACCGAUAAGUUGAUGCCUAAUAUUGUCAAUUGUGUCUCCAAAAUAGUUAAGGAGAGCAGUAAUAUUAGUAAGCUUGAUUUCUUAUCGGAGCGGAUUAUUGCUUUAGCUUUUGACGUUGUUUCACAUGUUCUUGGGACAGGCCCGGGAUGGAGAUUAAUUUCACCCCAUUUUUCUUCAUUACUUGAGGCAGCAAUCUUCCCAACUCUAAUAAUGAACCAGAAGGAUAUCUUAGAGUGGGAAGAGGACGCAGACGAGUAUAUGAGCAAGAAUCUUCCAUCUGAUUUGAAAUUUAUGGAUGGGAAUUUUACGGCGAGGAAAAGUGCAAUUAACUUACUCGGUGUUAUUACGAUGGCGAAGGGACCUCCGACAGCCUCUUCAUCCUCAACAAAACGCAAGAAAGGUGACAAAAGUAAGGGAAAAGCACAAGCCAGUUCCAUUGGGGACUUGUUAGUGCUACCCUUCUUGUCAAGGUUCCAGAUUCCGUCCGGUUCUUCUCCUUAUUACAAUUAUUACGGCGUUCUGAUGGCUUAUGGUUGCCUGCAAGAUUUCCUAAGAGAGCGGAGUCCUUUUUACACAACUAAUCUGCUCCGUAGUCGGGUGCUGCCAGUAUAUUCGCUAUUUCCAUGUGUACCCUACUUAGUUGCCAAUGCAAACUGGGUACUCGGAGAACUUGCGAACUGUCUUCCUGAAGAAAUGGAGGCUGAGGUGUAUGAGGCCUUGCUAAAAGCAUUAGUUAUUCCUGAUAUGGAAGAUGUCUCAUGUUAUCCUGUCCGAGCUUCCGCUGCCGGGGCUAUUGCUGAGCUUCUUGAAAAUGACUACUUUCCACCUGAGUGGUUGCCAGUCUUGCAAGUUGUGGUUAACAAUAUUGAUAAUGUAGACGACAGUGAUUCUUCCAAUUUGUUCGAUCUGUUGCGUACUCUAGUGGAGGUGGGAGACGGAGGAGUUGCUAUCCACAUUCAAUAUGUUGUAUCAUCCCUAGUGCAGACAAUUUCAAAGCACAUACCUCCAACUCCAGAGCCAUGGCCUCAGGUAGUGGAACGGGGAUUUGCCGCAUUAGCUGUUAUCGCUCAGACGUGGGAGGAUUCUGAGCCAGAAGAAAUUGAAGAGGACGAAUCAAGUGACGAGUGGAUAUCUGGUCGUUCUACUAUUGCAAGAGCAUUUUCAGUUCUCUUACAGCAGGCUUGGCUCAAUCCUGUGCAGCUAGUGGAUGGAGAGAUUUCCUCGUUGCCCCCUUCAUCAUGCAUAGGUGAUGCAUCAAAAUUGCUCUGGUUCAUUGUGAGAUCUGUGGAUAAAAGCAAUACAGUCUUAGAUCUUAAAGUAUCAGAACUGUUGAAGGUUUGGGCUGGUGUUAUUGCGGAUUGGCAUGCUUGGGAAGAACUUGAAGAUUUGUCAAUCUUCGAAUGCAUUGCAGAAGUUAUCAACUUACACAGAAAAUGUGAAAUAAAGAACUUCAUUGUUGGAAGCGUACCAUCUCCUCCAGCCCCACCAGUUCACAGUAGUUCUAUAGUUGAAGGGAUUGGUGCCUUCGUAUAUGGAGCCAUCUCUGAAUACCCGUCUGCAACUUGGAGGGCUUGUUCAUGCAUGCAUUCUCUACUGCAUAUUGCAACGUUCUCAGUUGAAGCUGAAGGUGUCAAGCAGUCUUUGGUAAUUGCUUCUAGUCAGGUGGCGUUCUCUCGUUUUAAAGAUAUUCAAAGCAAGCCAGUUCCACUGUGGAAGCCUCUAUUGCUUCUUUUAUCAUCUUGCUAUUUGUGUGACCCCAGUUUGGUGGAAAAGAUUUUAGAGAAGGCUAUGGAGAACGGCUUUACUGUUUGGGUGUCUGCUUUAAUGCAUAUUGCCUCGGAAGAUUUUGAACCAGCUCUAUCAGCUGGCUCGGAGAUUAAAUUACUUGUUAUGACACUGACAAAGGUUGUCGAGCGACUGGUUGUAUGUUUUGCUGGUAACCCAGACAGUAGAUUGCUGCAAAAUUGCUUUGUUUCAUUAUUGGAAGCCACCUUACAACUUAACCAAGAUGACGUAGAAGACGACGAAAAUGAGGAUGAUGACGCAGAUAAUGAUGAUGAUGAUGACGGCGGCGACAAGACCGAAGAUGAUGAUGAGGAUUCCGAAGAUGAGGAGCUUGAAGAAACAGAAGAAGAGUUCAUGGAACGGUAUGCCAUUGAAGCUCUUAACUUGGAAAGUGCAGUAAUUACAGAAGAUGAUGAUAUUGAAGGUCAAUGCCAGGAGGACAUUGAGUUGGGUGUUUUCGGCGAAGUUGAUCCUCAAAGUGCAGUGCUUUCUCUUAUAGAGAGAUACCACCAGGUUCUCAUAAAAGGACAUAUAUUGCCUGCUCAGACUGUCAACGAUUUCCUAACUGCAUUUCCUCAGUACACUUCACACUUCCAAAAUUUGUAACCACCAAAUGUGUACUGUACCGAAUGUAGUAGAGUUACAGAUUGAAAUUCUUUAUGCAGUUUGGUAACAAUUUUCUUGCGUGGUUUUAAGUAAUUCCGAGAACUAUCUCAUCUCAUUCUUUCAAACUUCUUAGAGUGAUAUUCUUUCUUGUUUGAUUGGUUUCGGACACUUUGUAACAUAAUAAUUGAUUUACUCAGAAUACAUUCAAUCUUCAUAUUGAACAGCUUAAGCUUCUUGGCUAA